Messenger RNA from Danio rerio (zebrafish), 3139 nucleotides. Lineage: Eukaryota; Metazoa; Chordata; Actinopteri; Cypriniformes; Danionidae. The record is from RefSeq and is a predicted model, not a curated record.
UCUUUACGGUAUACUAUAUGUUUGAGUUUAGGGUUGGGAUAGGUGUAGACGACCGCAGCUGUAUCCCUCCUAGCAUUAACCCAGAGGAAUGUCGUUCCAGGGCUUUUGUGUGUGUGUUUGAAAUGGUUUCUGGAAGUCACUGAGUUCAGUGGGAUGUGGUCGCGUCGUCAGUAGCGCAGCCCUUUGUGUGGGCCCCGUGUACGUGCAGAAUCAGCCGGUGUGUGUGGAGGCCGAUAGAGAAAGCGCUGCAACGUAAGCAGUGACGUCGAUGUGGGCCGAGAAGAGCUGAGGGGUUUAAAUAAACCCCGAGAACAAUAACAUUUAACUAAAACGACAAAAUCUAACACCAAGCCGCACAUUCGGAUUAACCCGACGGCCGUUUUAUAGCACUUAACUGGACCAGUAUGUCUCCUAUGGGGCAGAGAGAAAAGGCUGCCCUCAGGCAGUGCAUUCAGGCCAGAGCCCAGCUGGACGAGGCCAUCGCUGACAUCAUAAAAGCCGAAGUCCAACUCAAAAGCAAUUCCAGAGAGGUGAAGUCUCAGCUGCACAGCUGCAUCAGUAGACAUCUGGAGAUCCUGCGCUCUCGUGAGGUCUGGCUGCUGGAGCAGAUCGAUCUGGUGGAGCAGCUCAAAGGAGAGACUUUACAUCAGCAGCUGCAGCAGCUUCAUUCCCUGAAAGGCCAGUUUGACCUGCUCAUUCAUCAGCUGGAGUAUUCCGGGAGUAACAGUCUCACCACCCAGCUCACAAACUGCCUGGAAAAGCUUUCGUCUCUUAAUCUGACUCCCGAAGAAACCCCAGAGAUGAGUUUCCAAGCAGAUGCGCACACUCUGCGCAAGGCCAUCACAUCAUUUGGGACAAUUGCCUCAGAGCAAAUGGAGACCUCAGAGUCUUUUGCGCGACCUUGGCUUUUGCAGGACUGUCCAGUCUUUUUCAAGAAGCAGAAACUGGAUCCCGAACGCACUACACCUCUGACCGAGUGGCUUUUGGGGAAUCAUCCAGUUUGCAGUGCUCCAGUAAAAUACCACUUCAGCACAAACCCUCAUGACUGGCUGCUUGUUUCCAAGGAAUCUCAGGAAGAGAAACAGCUACCUGCCUUUGACUUCCAGAAGGCUUGGGGCCAGCUCCAUGACCUGGAGUCAUGGCUUCUGAAGGAGAAGUUGCCGAUUCGUAAGCGAACCUGCAGCAGCAGCUCCACCUUCUCCAUUGAGAUGAUCGACGAAAGCGACUUCAAUCUGGAUGACGUGGAAGAUGAGCAGGAAAAAGCAAGCGACACUUUUGAGGAAGAAGAACUCAAUAAGUGGCUUGUCAACUCAAGCCUGGUGAAGCCAAACCAAACCAACCCAGAUGCAGAGCGCUUCAAGCAGAUCUUCAAACCCUUCUACGAGAGCUUCUCCUCUAGUGAUUGGCUAUCAAAAUCCGACUGCGGCUCCUGCUGUGCCACGCGCACUACAGCUGUGGAGAUUGAAAACCUCGGAAAGCUCAAGUGCCUAAAAACACCACCGCCAUCCACUCCGGUCACCACUCCAGAUCCCAUGGAGAUGUGGCUCCACAAGACCAUCCCUCUGGAGAGCACAUGCAAAGCCAAUGAGACCUGCACCAGCUACGCCCAAUGCGUCUGCGAAGACAACUGCGGAAAAGAAGCUCUCAGCGCUUGGCUCCUCAAGAAAGAGGGUCGAGAUAAAAACGGCGUUCCCGUCAAUAAGAACAGCACAAGCAAAGCCUCCAGCCACCAGCAGGAGCAGCAGCAGAAGGUUCAGGCUAUCCUUGAGGCCUGGCUGCACCCUAGUAACUCUGCCAAAUCCCCAGACCUGACGUCCCUGUCUGCGUGGGCGAUCCCGCACAUUAAACUUGCAGAUCCGGAGAACUCCGUUGAGAAUCCUCUGCAGGCCGAGAACUGGCUGCAUCCAGCAAUCAAGCAAAUUAGCAGUGCCACCGAGAUGCCAAACAAAGCAGAGAGCAAGAGCGCAAAGGAUCAGGACGGGAAAGAUAAUGUUGAGGAGGACAAAUGGCUUUUACGCAAGCGGGUCAGUGCACAGGAAAGGCUCGGCCUCCCUAUAGUAUGUGACCUGUUUUCCUGUAUGAAGCUCGGCGGUGACAAAGAAAAGUGGCUCCAUCAAGCAGCCACACAGAUAUGAAUGCAGCAGCAUUACUCUAGUGCUAUUGAAUUGCUGAUUAUUGCACAACACUCUUCUUCCGUGCUUUUUGGGGAUUCAUUUUGUCUGGGAUCUUCUGUCGACUGAGAGUGAUUUGAGCCCCGUGGCACAUCGUUUUUGGGAAUUGCUGUCAUAUUUUACUGUUUUAUUGGCUCAGUUCAAUUCCUGCGAUGAAGGGGAAGACCAAUAGAUUUCAUUAAUGUGAUUUUAAAUAUCAAGAACAAGUGGACUGGAUGCAUACAAAACAAAUGAUUUCUUCACCACGGGGUCAACUGAAAUGUUCAAGAUGCGUCUAUAAUAGAUUUAAUCGCACAGUUAUAGCUUUCUUCUUCUUUUUUCCCCCCAAAUAUUCAUAUGAAGAUGCGCUCUAAACCAUUUUAACCUCUUUGAAGAUAUAUUUAUAUAGAAUUAUUUUACUAUUUUAAGUAUGGAGCUUUCUUUGCCAUUUCUUGUUUCAUUUGUCACGAUCAACAAAAGUCACAUGCCAGCUAAAACAUAGCAAAACUUCUGUUUCCAAACCUCAAGAAACAGAACUGGUGCCUGAUGUGUUGAAUGUGUAGCAAUGCUUGCUGUCAGUCCAUGUGUGUGUGUGUGUGUGCAGUAAAAACACCUUAGUCUACUGUCAUGUGUGUGGCUUGAACCUGUGGCAAACGAUCUCUCUAUCGCUCUUUAAAAUGCAUCCGCCAUAAACAAACCACUGAUACUGCUUUGUGAACAUGUAGACAGGAUUUAAUCUUUGCACUUAAAGAUUUCAGAUUUAAGAACUGCAUCAGAAAUGAAACGCUUUGAGAGGUUCAGCUUAAUCUUGGUGUCUGUCAACUAGUAAUGGACCAAGGACUGAGUAUACACACGCGUUUCUUCUGUCAGGAUUGUGCCAGACCGCUGGAUUGCGCACACAUGUACUUAUUUAGGUAUUGCUUACAUCAUCUAUAAUGCUUCGAUCCAUUUCAAAUCAAUAAAUAAAUGAACAUGUGUAUAAAUAUAAA